This is a messenger RNA of Aspergillus alliaceus, 381 nucleotides long. RefSeq lists its product as uncharacterized. The transcript is spliced from 4 exons. Lineage: Eukaryota; Fungi; Ascomycota; Eurotiomycetes; Eurotiales; Aspergillaceae. The record is from RefSeq and is a predicted model, not a curated record. Bases 1 to 381 code for a protein of 126 amino acids.
AUGCCUAUCAAAUGGGGAGAACAGGCUGAUGCCAGACUACUUGUCGGCAUCAUAACUCUCCAUAGCUUCAAGCUCGACCACAAGGCCUUAGCCGAGUUCAUGGGUCAAGAUUGCACAGCCAGUGCCAUACAGCAUAGAGUCCAGAGAAUCAAGGAGAUGGUCCGUAACUCUUCUCCUACGAAAGAUACUGCUGCUGCUACCUCUCCUGGCUCUGCUACUCACGCGGAGGAAGAAGAUGGUGAUGUGGCUCCCGACUCGACUCCCACCAAGCCCAAGAGAGGUAGGCCCGCGAAGCGUGGUACAAAGAGCAGUGGCGGACCAGCUUGCGGGUUCCUGGGUUCUACGAGAAUGGGAUUGGCGGCUGUUAUUGAAAGUGUUUAG